AUUUCUCAAAAACAACUUAUUUCAUUAAAUGGAUCCUAGAGUUGCAAAACAUGUCAAUGAUAUUAACGAGUCUAUGUAUGAAUUUUUUGAAGCAUGGUCUGCCAUUGAUGAGGAGAUUUCGAAAUCUCUAAAAGCACUAGAGAAAUUAGAUGAUGAAGAUGAAGUGGAAACCAUGGGUUAUGUUGGUGUUGUUGGAGUACUCAUCUAUAUGGGACGUGUUCAAUCAAAAAUUAAUCAACAAAGCAAAAAACAAUAUAUCAUACUAAUUGACAAGAGUUAUACUGCUAUGAAACUAUGUGUUGUCGACAAUUUUUUUGACCAUUUACAACAAUUAAGUUCUGACCUAUUACAAGACGCUGUGGUUGUUUUAGCAAGAGGAUUGGUUUUGAAAAAUGAACGACGGUAA
Beta vulgaris subsp. vulgaris (sugar beet) is the source of this 406-nucleotide messenger RNA. RefSeq lists its product as uncharacterized. The coding region runs from base 29 to 406 and encodes 125 amino acids. The transcript is spliced from 3 exons. NCBI's taxonomy places the organism in Eukaryota, Viridiplantae, Streptophyta, Magnoliopsida, Caryophyllales, Amaranthaceae. The record is from RefSeq and is a predicted model, not a curated record.